AUGAGCUCUGACUCUGUACGUGGCGAAACGCACAUAGACAAGGGCAAAGCAAGGGCAGCCGAGCCUGAACCUACUGAAGGCACUCCUCUCUUAGGCUCGGCUUCCGCCCCAUACACUUCUCGAGACGACCUUGACAGCACACCGAGGCCGCGACGGCUGUGGUCGAGAUUGGUCACAGUGUUCCUCAUCUCUCUUUCGCUCUGUGUUCUAGCUUUUCUGCUCGUUAUUGUGGUAGCAUACUCUUACCGUUCUCGUGCGUCAGAUAUCUCGCCGGACGAAAUUCUACAGCAUGCCCUCGUGGUAAAAGGCCCCAGCCGAGUAGACGUUUUGAACACAACCGGUGAUGGUGGGGUAUGGGUGAACGUUCAUUGCAAGCUGGGUUUGGACGCAGGGGAGGUAGCAGGUGUUAACACAGCUGCGGGAGACAAUUUCGUGCAAGGCCUGUGGAAAUCCGUCGGGCGGUGGGGUAUUCGACAGCUUGAUCGAGUCACCGUCGACCUCACCGAAAUUGGGGUAUUCCCGGAGAGCGACCCGUCACAAUCUCUCACCACAAUUACUCUCCCCUCCCUUGAAAUACCUUUAACUGCGAAUCCACCACCAGAUACCACUUGGUUGACGGAAAUGAUCAUUCCUGUGCUUAUUCAACCAACGAAGGAUAUAUCUGUCGUCAUGCGCUUCUUGCGGGACAGUUGGAGAGACAGCAGAAUUGCUGUGCGGACAGUUGUGGCGCAAGCGUUCGUGCAAGGUGGUGGUCUACAAGACAGCGGAUGGCGACGGAACAUGCAGAUCCUACGGUCAGAUAUCCGUGCUGUGGUACACAUACAGAUCCCCGCAUUACCAGGAUUGCCACCACCGGGGCACAAUAAUCCAUUCCCCACGCUUUCCGAGCUCGUCACCCUGCAACGUUUCUCGAUCACUUCGGCCAACGACACACUUUCUGUCGACGCAACAGCUACAGUAGUCGAUCCUGUUCCGGUGCCAUUUGCAUUCAAUUUUACUGUGCCGGCAAUGCCUUUUGUUAUCUCUCUUCCAUUUGUCAAUGCUUCUACGGUCUCCACGUCGGUCCGGGUUGCUACCGUUAACACUCAACCAUUUACGCUCACUCAUCCCAACGUUACAGUGGGCAUCAAUGGUACCGUACUUCCACUGUCCACAGACGCCUCAGCCACAGUGUCUGCAUUCCUUGGGAACUACAUCUCAGGACGAGAUUCGGACAUCGUAUUGUCCACACCGCUGAUUCACAACCUGACUUUGGAGGCGAAGUUCCCCGCUGCCCAUCCGAAGCCGCAGAUUCUGCGGAACGUCACUAUCAAAGACAUGAAAAUCAAGGCCAUCGGUUCUGGAAUGUACGCCAGUGGCAUUGUUUUUGCAAGAGUUGUCCAGCCCAGAGGCAUGAACGUCGGAUUGGACGUCGUGCGCGUCUUCCCCGAUGUGCUGGUAUAUGAUGGCGAGGUUCCCGACGAUAGUUCGGUCUUAUCCGUUGGAGCCCGAGAACCUGCUCACUACGUAGAAGGCGAACCGCCCGAAGUGCCUCUUCCCGACCCGCUUCCGCAGCGCGCGUUCGCGCAUAUCAGACCAGAAGAUUGGCUGCCUUCCACGAGCAAACCCGCUGAGAGCGGGGACGAAGAAGGGUCUGCGGUUGCUGUCUCCGCCACGAUCGUUGAUGUACCCCUGGAAGUACUUCCUGGACGCGAGCGCGAAUUUAGCAACUUUGUUAGCAAGGUUAUUUUUGGGUCUCAGGGAGCCGUGGCUGGCAUCCAAGGACUUGCUGCAGUGGCAUUGCAUGUGCAGGGACUGCCGUUUCGCAGUGGGCGGAAUGGCGAGAUGGAGCUGAUGGGUCUUCCGUUCAAAGGUACCGUGCGUAUCGGGAAGAGGAGCAUGUUCAAUGACAAUGCUGCAAAUAUGGACUGA
Messenger RNA from Sparassis crispa, 1911 nucleotides. RefSeq lists its product as hypothetical. The transcript has 3 exons. The record is from RefSeq and is a predicted model, not a curated record. NCBI's taxonomy places the organism in Eukaryota, Fungi, Basidiomycota, Agaricomycetes, Polyporales, Sparassidaceae. Bases 1 to 1911 code for a protein of 636 amino acids.